AUGGGUCGUCGUCGUCGCGCGACGACGCCGAGCGUGGUAUCGCUCGUCGUCGCGCUCUUGUGUUCCUCGUGUUCGCCCUGCGCGGCGUCGUUUGACGCGCGAGUGGACGGGACGACGAAGAACACAUUCAUCGUUCGCUUCGACGACUACGACGACGUCGGCGCGCACGAGCGCAGGGUGACGAGCGCGCUCGCGCGCGGUGUCACCGAGAAUGAUGCGUGCGACGCGCGCGCGCGCGCUUGGCGAGUGCGACGGCGCGAGAACAUCGCGACGACGUCUUACCCGACGGACUUUGUCCUCGUUGAAGAACUAGAACGCGGUGGCUCAACCGGCGCAAGCAAGGGCGCGAACGCGAUUGGUGAGGACGCCGGAUUGGAUGCGAUUCGACUCGCGCUUCGCGGGAUCGCGCGUGACGUGCAUCGCGAACAGCGGUUCGUUCGUCGGUCGGCUUUAGCCGGUGAAACGGGCGCGCGAGAGGUACAGUUCUCCACCUCCCGCCGCGGGCGACGUUUGCUCGCACGAAGCGUGGCGGUGAAAAUGGGCGCGGAAGAGCUCUGGAACCAGGGCUACACCGGGGCUGGUAUCAAGAUGGCGGUUUUCGAUACAGGAAUCGCCGAGAAGCACCCACAUUUUAGAAACAUAGUCGAGCGCACGAACUGGACAAACGAGAAUCAGCUCGAAGAUCAGUUGGGACACGGGAGCUUCGUCGCGGGCGUGGUCGCGGGCACGAACAAUGCGUGCGCGGGAUUCGCCCCAGACGCCCUCAUUCACACAUUUCGAGUGUUUACGAAUGAUCAAAAUUCGUACACGUCUUGGUUUCUGGACGGUUUCAAUUACGCCAUCGCGACUGGCGUGCACGUGCUCAAUCUUUCGAUCGGAGGCCCGGACUACUUGGACAAGCCGUUCACAGACAAAGUGAACGAGAUCACGGCGUCUGGAAUCAUCAUGAUCAGCGCUAUCGGGAACGACGGCCCGAUGUACGGGACUCUGAACAAUCCCGCCGAUGGACUGGACAUAAUAGGAGUCGGUGGCAUUGACGACGAUGAGGAGAUCGCCGCAUUCAGUUCGCGCGGUAUGAGCACGUGGGAGCUCCCGAGUGGAUACGGACGAAUGAAACCGGACAUCGUGACGUACGGCGAACAGGUUUGGGCGAGUAAGACGACUAACGGAUGUCGGUCACUUUCCGGCACAUCUGUCGCGUCGCCAGUCGCCGCCGGCGCGGCGGUGCUUCUCAGUUCCAUCAUUCCCGAGAGCAAGAGAUGGUCGAUUCUGAAUCCAGCGGUGAUGAAACAGGCGCUCGUCGAAGGUGCGACGCGCUUGAAAUCUUCGGCGCACAUGUAUGAACAGGGCGCGGGUAAGCUCAACUUGUUGAAGUCGGCGGAGAUUUUGAGGGAGUACGAACCGCGCGCGUCGGUGGUUCCUCACACGUUUGACUUAACGCAGUGCCCGUACGCCUGGCCGCACUGCAAGCAGGGAAUAUACGCAACGAUGAUGCCUCUGAUGCUGAACGCGACAAUCGUGAAUGGACUUGGAACGCACGGUGAAAUCGUUCACGGUCCGGAGUUUUCGCCGAGCGCGGACGAUUUAGGUGCUCUAUUAGACGUUCGAUUCGCGUUCUCGGAAACGCUCUGGCCGUAUUCCGGAUACUUGGCGCUCUAUGUGCGCGUGAAGGAUGAGGGAGCGUCCGAGUCUGGGAUCGCAAGCGGCCGCGUGCGCUUCACGGUCGCCUCUCCCGGCGCGCGCGGCGAAAACAAGCCGCGCGUUUCAGAGGUUGAGAUGACGCUUCGCGUCAACAUCAUCCCGACGCCGAAUCGAGAGAAGCGCUUGCUCUGGGACCAGUUUCACAACGUUCGGUACCCCCCUGGAUACAUUCCUCGCGACAACAUAGACAUCAGACACGACGUUUUGGAUUGGCACGGCGAUCAUCCUCAUACGAACUUCCAUCAGUGGUACGACGAGUUGACCAACGCCGGGUACUUCAUCGAAGUUCUGGGAUCUCCUUACACGUGCUUCGACGCGAAACAUUACGGUGCUUUACUCAUGGUUGACCUCGAAGAAGAGUAUUCGAGCGACGAAAUCUCUAAACUCACUCGCGACGUGCGCGAGGAAGGUCUCGGAUUGGUGGUGUUCGCGGAGUGGUACGACGAGAGCAUGUUGGACAAAAUAAAGUUUUUUGACGACAACACGCAUUACGAGUGGCACGCGGCGACCGGAGGUGCUAAUAUUCCGGCCUUGAAUGAUCUUUUCAACGAAUUCGGGGUGCAGUUCGGCGGCGAUCUCACCGAAGGAUCGGUCAACGUCGAUGGAGAAAAGGUGCUCGUCUCCAGCGGCACGUGCGUAUCCCGUGCGCCUGCGGGGGCGUACGUCCAUCGGGCGCGUCUGAAAGAUAAAGAAAGUGAUAAACAACAGGAAUUCGCGUUCUUGACUCUCUUUCAGGCGGGGAAAGGACGAGUAUUCGCGUUUGUCGAUUCAAACUGCGUCGAUAGCUCACACAUGCAGAGUGCGUGUUUUGGAUUCGCGCGGAAAGGAAUCGAAUUCGCUGCGACUGGCGCGUGCUCACAUGCACUUUGCGACUUGAACGCGCGUGUCACCCUCGAUUGGUCAGACAAUAAACCACUACCGGCCAGACAAACAACAGUGGAUUUUUCAAAGUUUAGCACCGUGCUCGGCGGUCGACCAGGGAACGAAGGUUCGAUGAAAUGUGGACCGAACGCGCCUGUGGAGUUCCACGACGCCAAGGUUUCGUACACCGACCUCCCGGGACGUCUCAAGGUUGCCGCAGCGGACCUCAGUAUUCACCAUGGUACAGAGGACGAGAAGCUCAGAACGAGCGGCGUCGAUGUCGCGGAGCGCGCCGACCAACGACACCCUCUCAAUGCCGACACCAUCAACUCGGGAUCGAGCAGUUCGCGAAAGAUGCGAUCGUAUCUUGCGCUUUUAGGGGUGUUCGCAGUUUUAUUAGUGUGGCGAGCGCGGCGUCGACGGGCGCGACGGGCGAGAGCGAAAGCGUUAGCACAUGCGGAGCGUGCGUCGAGUUGA
This is a messenger RNA of Ostreococcus tauri, 3039 nucleotides long. Its product is annotated as Peptidase S8, subtilisin, Ser-active site. The coding region runs from base 1 to 3039 and encodes 1012 amino acids. Lineage: Eukaryota; Viridiplantae; Chlorophyta; Mamiellophyceae; Mamiellales; Bathycoccaceae. Gene Ontology annotation, biological process: proteolysis. The transcript has a single exon. Gene Ontology annotation, cellular component: Golgi apparatus. The record is from RefSeq and is a predicted model, not a curated record. Gene Ontology annotation, molecular function: serine-type endopeptidase activity.